UAAUCGAGAACAAUGCACAUUCUUCCCAUAUCGUUUGGAAUGUUGACAUACUUCGGGUAUUGGCAACCCAUUGGUUUAACGUCCAUUAAAUAUUGGACGUAUAUCAUUUAUUCCGUCGUAAUGAAUUUUGUGCUUUACUCAUUUGCGUUUUGCGGUUUGGUUGAUUGCUUUAUAAUCGAGGAUCUUGAGACAUUCGUCGAUAAAUUCUCGCUAUCUGUAUCGGUGGUCAGCGUUAGCUGCAAAGUGUUAAACCUGAUCGUACAUCGGGAUAAAAUUAUCGGUCUCACUGACAUGCUGCUUAAUGACAUUUGCAUACCUAGAAAUGAUUACGAGAUGAAUAUUCAGCGACGUUUUGAUCAUAACACGAAGAUAGUUACCAUAUGGUACGAGAUACUGAACGAAAUUUCUGUAUUGUUCGCCGUAAUCGCUCAAUUGUGGAACUCCAUCGACGCCCGGAUCUUAACGUUAGCCAAAUGGGUGCCCUAUGACCUCUCAUCGGACUUUGCUUUCUGGGCGACUACGUUGCACCAAACUAUAGGACUAAUAGCUUGCGCACAUGCCAGCACGGCUCAUGAGACUUUAAUUUCUGGUUUUAUGAUCCAGACUUGUGCCCAGCUCGAUAUACUUUGCCAUCGUGCUCGGACAUUGCCAGAUAAGCUACGAGAGGUCCGAAAAUACUGCACCUCGAAAGAAGAGAUUAAGAGCAAGGAACGGCAACUCGUUCGCGAACUCAUCCAUCAUCAUCGCUACGUAUAUAGGCUUGCGGAGCGUAUCAAUUCGGUGUUCACAAUAAUGAUUUUCAUACAAUUCAUCGUAAGCUCGUCAGUGCUUUGUAUUACCAUCUACAAAAUGUUAAUAAAAGAGGUGGGCGCGGAGUUCAUAUGGGUCGCGUCAUAUCUUGCCGUCAUGCUUGGGCAAAUUUUCUUGUAUUGCUGGUUCAGCAACGAACUGACAUUAAAAAGCACUGAGGUCGGAAGCGCCGUUUACGAGAUGGACUGGCCGAUGCUUCCUAAUGAUAUAAUGAAGAGCCUUUUGGUGAUAAUUAUGCGAGCUAAAAAACCAAUUGUGAUGACUAGCGGAUACAUAGUUACCUUGUCCAACGAAUCAUUUACGAAGAUCAUCAAAAUAUCUUAUUCGGCAUUCAACGUUAUGCAUGGUUCUUAACCGUUUAACCGCGGACAUUAUUCAGUUGAUCGACGAACAAACAGAAUGAAAUCCGCAAUUUUUUAUACGUAAAUAUUUUAAAUUCCGCAGAUAAUUCGGAAGUAAUCGCAGACAAUCUCGCCAUCAUCGGAAAUGACACAACUCAAUGAUAAAUAUAUUCGUUUGUAUGUCAUAUCCCUCAGCAAAAGCCUGCCUCAAUUCUGCACUUAGUAUCUUUCCUGAAAUAAAAUACACUACAAUAUUUCUCAA
This is a messenger RNA of Pogonomyrmex barbatus (red harvester ant), 1413 nucleotides long. RefSeq names its product 4-vinylanisole receptor-like. NCBI's taxonomy places the organism in Eukaryota, Metazoa, Arthropoda, Insecta, Hymenoptera, Formicidae. Gene Ontology annotation, molecular function: odorant binding; olfactory receptor activity. Gene Ontology annotation, cellular component: plasma membrane. The record is from RefSeq and is a predicted model, not a curated record. Gene Ontology annotation, biological process: sensory perception of smell; detection of chemical stimulus involved in sensory perception of smell.